AUGAUGACAGUUAUUCUGGGAGAAGACCGAGAAGGCCAAAAGCAGACGAAAGCAAGUCGAACAAAGAGGUCGGUCGCUUGUAAUUACUGUCGCCUGAAAAAGGAUCGAGGAGAGAAAUGUGUCUACCUGGCAUUGAAACGACGAGGUCGAAAAGAGAGCCAUGGCAGUGGCGAGUUCGUGUUGAAUCGGAUCGCGCGGAUGGAAGCGAUGCUUCAGGAGGCGAAUGUCGUACCUCCACUUCUACAGAACUUUGGAGAGACUGAUCAGCAUGUUGCUCCAGUAGAAGGGUUAGAGAUGAUGGCCAAUUCCUCGCAAGAUUUGCAUAAGCAUCAUAUGCCACUUUCCCCGCCUCAUACCGAGCAAUCACGUCAGUCCUUACAGUGGUCGCGUACUGAUCAUACGAACCUAGCAAAACUGUCACAAAGACGGGGUAGCAAUAUAUCUGAGAGAGGAGAUGCAUAUUCGAAUUACUCAAAUAGUUCCCAGAGCGCUGCGUUAGCAAACAUAAACGAGCAGACCUAUCAGGAUCAAAUUGAAAACUCUCUAUCGGAUGGCGCUCGUACUAUUAAUGCGAACUCCUCCAUCGGUACUAGCAAUUCCGUAAUCGAUCCGGCAUUGAACACAGCAGUAGACAGGGGUAUCAAUAGCAUUGCUUCGCCAGAAAACUCGGAUUGGGAAUAUCAUGGUCCAGGCUCAUUUCUCUCGAUUUGUUCUAAACCUGGCAUAGAGUGGGUUGGAGAAAAGACUGGAUCGUCCGAUUUCAUCGCUAUUUCCAGGACUUUUAGCCGGGAUGUUACCCGCCAGCUCAAAUUAGACUGUAAGAUCAGCCUAGAUAGAACGCCAGAGCCAGAUCGCGCAACAGCGUGGAGAUAUACGAAAGCGUAUUUCGAGAAGACCCUAGAAUCUGCAUUCGACAUUGUUGUCCGGUCUUCUUUUGAAGCUAGGCUUAAUGCUCAUUUUGCGAAUGACAAUGCGUCUGGACAAGAUGAAGAUGCAGCUUGGUAUUCCUUGCGAAAUACCGUGUAUGCUUUCGGGUGCCGGGCAGAGCUUGGGAGAACCAGCUAUUCUUCUACCUUUGCAGAAGCUCAAAUAGCUGGAUGGAAAUACUUUCAAAAUGCCAUGUCUAGACACAUGGAAUUGAUUUAUUGCCGGACUGGUCUAAUGGCUGUUCAAGCUUUGGUGACAAUGGCUCUAUAUGUGGAAGGUGCCGGCUGUCCUGCUCUAGAAUAUAUGCUUUGCUCUGUCGCCUGGCGUUUAGCUCAAUCAAAGGGGCUUCAUCGACAAGCGGGAACAGCCUGGGGUAUGGGCGCUCAGGAAAUACAGCAUCGUAAUUGGAUAUUUUGGAUCCUAUACAGCUACGAGAAACACAUCGCACAUCGGUCUGGGCGUUCUUCUGCCAUCGACGACGACGAUAUAAGCUGCCACAUUCCAACAACCGUCCCAACCGGAAGCUCUAACAACGUAGAAUUUUGCACCUACGUAAUUAAGCACGCCCAACUCUCUUCUCAAAUUGGGAAACGCUUCAGCACUGUACAAGCCUACCGCCAAUCCCCCGAAAGCAUCGCAAAGACAGCCUGUGAACUUGACCAGAAACUCCGCGAAUGGCGAGAUUUGCUUCCUCCAUCUAUGCGUCCCGGGACCGCCAUCAAUUCUUCUGAAAUUCCCCCGAAUCUUGAUACGGUUCAUGUCAUUUAUCUGCAUUAUGCAUUCUUUGGAAGUCUGAUAGCCAUUCACUCCACUGUCACAUAUCCAUGGAGCGACAUGUUUGGAAGAGAUGAAAAUUUAACCUUUCGGAAUCAGGUUGAUAUCAGCACUCAGAUUGUCGCUGAUGCUUCUCGAAAUAUCAUACUUGCUGCGAAAUACAUUAAUGAUAUAAACGCAUCGACCCCACUCUGGCUCGUUUUCUACUAUCCAGUCCUUGGCCUGAUUAACCUUUUUGUCCAUGUCGUGAAACACCCUACUGCACCCUCUGCUCCAUCAGAUAUUACGCUGAUGGAGGUGGUUGCCGGUCACUUUGCACGACUGGAAUUUGCAUCAUCCGGCGAGCUCACCUUCUCAUUUGCCCGGGAGCUCUCCAGGCUAGCCCGUCUAGCCGUUAAAAAAGCGCAACAAAAGUUAGACUCUGAGUCUAGUAAAGAUGUAGAUAUUGUCAACACUGAGAGCAAUUAUCGCUUCUUUGACCAGCCUCAAAACUUGAUGAAGUCCCCCGAAAACGGCAUGAGCGGUCGUGAUCUUCUUUCGCAUUCCUCAAACAACCAGAAUGCAGGCUCUUUUGCGUACCUGGACAAUAUGACUUGGGGUGAAUUUGAUGUAGAGAACUGGAGUGCGUUACUGCCUUCAUUCUCGCCGGAUGAGAUGAUGGAUUUGAAUGGGAUGCCGGGGAAUUGCGAUAUGUCUUUUCUGCCUACAUGA
Molecule: messenger RNA, 2412 nt
Organism: Lachnellula hyalina
Lineage: Eukaryota; Fungi; Ascomycota; Leotiomycetes; Helotiales; Lachnaceae
Product: putative transcriptional regulatory protein
Exons: 5
Coding region: 1-2412 (803 amino acids)
Biological process (GO): DNA-templated transcription
Molecular function (GO): zinc ion binding; DNA binding
Source: RefSeq, a predicted model, not a curated record